UGGAGUCAUCUCUCUUGAGUCUCAGUUGCCAUUCAUAAUUCCUAGAGAGACUGCUAUGAUACAUCCAUGAACAAGAAGAACAAUCAAACAAUCAGAAAUCAAAGGGACUCACCAUCAUUUUCAAUGACACUUUCAUUUUCAGUAGUUCUAUAUUUCGUAUGGAAAGCAAGAAAUGCAGUUUUAUGGGAUGCUUGUUUACCACUGCUAAAAAAGACGUGGUCGAUGGCGUGCUCAUCUUUACUCGCAUGGAGGCAGGUACACGUUCGGCAGGCAUCAUCUUCUGCAACUCCUGCCGCUCAUCAUGUUAUUGCCCAGCCGAGCUGCUUCUUCGAUGCAGGAUAUUGUCCAGCUACCGGGGACGCGACGUAUGGCGCGGUCUUGCUGGCGGCUUCACGUCGGCGUGCAGUGGACGUCUAGCAGGCGGUCUCUCGCCUCUUAUGGCUGAGUCCAUGGCUUGCAAGGAGGUCCUCUCGUGGCUCAAGGACUGACCGGGGUUCUUUAUCUGUUAGUCUCUUCACCGAUUGCUCAGAGUUCGCAUUAGUUUGUCCACUUGUCAAGAUUCCAUCUACUCAUAUGUUGGUUUGGUUAUUGAUUAGUGUAGAAUCAUUAUGACUAUUUAAUUAUUGCUCUAUUAGUUUAGUGCCUAGAUCGUCUAAUUUACAUUCUCAGACUCUAGUUUCAACCACCUUCUCA
Molecule: messenger RNA, 693 nt
Organism: Ipomoea nil (Japanese morning glory)
Lineage: Eukaryota; Viridiplantae; Streptophyta; Magnoliopsida; Solanales; Convolvulaceae
Exons: 2
Coding region: 67-417 (116 amino acids)
Source: RefSeq, a predicted model, not a curated record